Schistocerca gregaria is the source of this 486-nucleotide messenger RNA. Its product is annotated as PI-actitoxin-Avd5a-like. The record is from RefSeq and is a predicted model, not a curated record. Bases 97 to 330 code for a protein of 77 amino acids. Gene Ontology annotation, molecular function: protein binding. NCBI's taxonomy places the organism in Eukaryota, Metazoa, Arthropoda, Insecta, Orthoptera, Acrididae. The transcript is spliced from 3 exons.
AGCAACAGUUUAACAGUUUAUCACAUCUUACAAAAUCAGUUCACUGUGUGUGAAAGAUCUACAUUAGCUCAUUUCAGGAAAACUGUGAGAGUGAAUAUGAAACUGCAUCUUAUCCUGUUUCUAAUUGAUAUAGUUUUCCUUUCUUCUUCAUUGUGUGCAGAAAACGAUUGCCCCAGCUUUUGCACAUUAGAGUACAGGCCAAUAUGUGCAACUGAUGGGAUAAAUCCCCCACGCCUAUUUAGUAAUCCCAGUCGGCUAAAGUCUUUCAGCUGUAUAAAUAAUGUUGAGUUGAAGGAAGUUGCAAGAACACACUGCCAGGAUGAAUUGUAACAAAAAAUAUAUUACUGAUAUCUAUCCACUGGCUGUUAUUUCAGAAGCUUGAUAGUAUUUGUACAUAAUUUCCAAAAUUUGUUUUUUGUUUCAAUAUAAAAAAAUUACACUUCAUUAAUAAAUAUUGCAUUUUUUAUGUAUGUCAUCAUAUAUCAA